Rodentolepis nana is the source of this 894-nucleotide messenger RNA. Lineage: Eukaryota; Metazoa; Platyhelminthes; Cestoda; Cyclophyllidea; Hymenolepididae. The record is from the annotation of a GenBank genome assembly.
AUGAAAAUCGCACAGGCAGCUUUAGCAGUAAUUUCUUUCUACAAUCUCGUAUUUUCAGUUGCAUCGGAAGCUGAUUUCGAGGUUAAAACAGAACUCAUCGGUCCAGAUCGAGUGAAGCUCACAUGGGAGGAUACCCCAGAAGCAGAUGGGAAUAUUCCUGCGAGGUAUAGAGUUCUCUGCAUCGCUCCUAAUUCUUCCACAGUUGAGGCGGUGGUAAAAGAGAAGAUGGUUGAAUUGGAUACAUUCAAGGAAGGUCUUACUUACAAUUGUGAGGUUCAUCCAAUUUUUGAGGACUUGGUUGUAGGAAUGGAUGUGAUUUCCGCAAACCCGGGAACAUCAGCCCCGUUUACGAUGGCCUUUCAAACUGAUGAUCCUGUCACUGAAGAAUCUUCUGGCAAGUUAAUUCAUGAAGAAGAAACCUCACCGCCAGUUGAGACUACUCCAAUUGAAGAGGAAGUCACGGAGACGCCAAUGACAACAGAGCAACCGGAAGAGAGUGACAUUCCACAAGUGACUGCUGCACCCAGUGUCCACGCAGAAGUCAUUGACGCAUUGAGUGCCAAAUUAGAGUGGACUGCCGUAGAAGACAACAACAUUCCCGCCUCGAGGUACAGAGUAAUCUGCAAUACGAAUGAUUCCAGCAGAAAAACAAUCCAAAUUGCCUCGACGGAGGAAAACUCUGUAGUACUAGACACAUUUGAACCCUCUGUAGAGUACACCUGUUCGGUGUAUGCUAUCUGGGAUAAUCUCGUGCCGGGUGUAGAAGUUGUCUCAUUAGCACCCGGGGUUUCUGUUCCAUUCCAAAUGCCAAAUAGAGCCGGCCGUCUACUAAUUUGGACAACGUCAUUUGUGACUAUUUUGACAAUGCUCCUUUGUCAAAUUCCAACUUUCUAA